CACUGAGGAACGUAUGGAAUGGUUGAAUUAUUAUAUUGUACACCUGAAACUAAAAUAGCACUGUAUAUUAAUUAUACUUCAGUGAAAAAAGAGAGAAGAAGGGGGGAAAGGGAAUUGUAUUAUGUGGUUUUGCAGGUCAUUAUCAGGGUCAACAGUCUGUGAGUUCUGUUAGAUCACAAAUUGUCACACCAGCACACUGGCCUUUAAUCCCGAGAAAUCUCCAAUAAAUAAUAGGAUUUGUCAGUUUUACCAGCGUUGCUUCUUACCCAAGAUAAUAAAUGGAUCCUAAUGUUAUUGAUGGAAUGAAUAGAUAAAAUGAGAUGUGGUUUGACUGCGCAGACACCGGCCGCGCUGUCUUCCAGCCCCGGCGCCAGCCGAAUGAGGAGGCUCGGCGAUGAGCGGGGCGGGAGCCGGAGAGGGCUGUCGCCGCCGGGCGCGGGUGUCCCGCCUGGUCUCCUUCAGCGCCACCCACAGCCUCCACAGCAAAUCUCUGAGUAAUGAAGAAAACUUGAAACUGUUUGGGAAAUGCAACAAUCUAAAUGGCCAUGGGCACAAUUAUAAAGUUGUGAUGACAGUGCAUGGAGAGAUUGAUCCUGUUACAGGAAUGGUUAUGAAUUUGACUGACCUCAAAGAGUAUAUGGAGGAGGCAGUUAUGAAGCCCCUUGAUCAUAAGAAUUUGGAUCUGGAUGUGCCAUACUUUGCAGAUGUUGUAAGCACAACGGAAAAUGUAGCUGUAUAUAUCUGGGAAAACCUCCAGAAAUUUCUUCCUCUGGGAGUUCUUUAUAAAGUAAAAGUGUAUGAAACUGACAAUAGUUGUCUAUAAAGGAGAAUAGCUUUUAGGGGUUAAUACUGUAGAAAGACUAAUUUCUUUCCAUAUUUGAAAAAGGUCUUUAUCCCCUGGGACUAUUAAGAAGUCGUCACACGCUUGUUAUGCCUCUACACUGUGUUCCGGAGUGCCCAAUUGAUUGAAACCGUGUGUGUAAGACCUGUUGUGAAUUCAAAUCUAUCUUAAAACCAAACUUGUAAAACAUCCUGAGUAUCAUUUAGAGAGUCUUUUAUUUAUAGAUUAAAAAUCACUUCAUUUUCAGUAAAAUGUUGUGGUGUGGAAUUUAAAAGUAAAAUAAAUCAAUUUUUGUUUUUCCGUUAAAAAAUGAGAUGUGGUUUGUUUUUCUAAUUGAAGUUGUUUUAAUAACAAUUUGUUAUACAUUGGACUUGAAAGAAAUUCAAUAAGGUAUGAAAGACACUAUAUUGUGCAAAGUGUUAGCUUUAAUAAAAUUUGGGAGAGUAAACCAUUAUACUACCAAUUACUGGCCCUUGUUUACCCUGGUGUAUGUGCGAAAAGGCUGUAAAAAUAUUUUAGAACCCUGUAAGUUUCUAAAUUUUGG
Messenger RNA from Zalophus californianus (California sea lion), 1385 nucleotides. RefSeq names its product 6-pyruvoyl tetrahydrobiopterin synthase-like. The record is from RefSeq and is a predicted model, not a curated record. The transcript has a single exon. Gene Ontology annotation, cellular component: mitochondrion. Gene Ontology annotation, molecular function: 6-pyruvoyltetrahydropterin synthase activity. Lineage: Eukaryota; Metazoa; Chordata; Mammalia; Carnivora; Otariidae. Bases 395 to 823 code for a protein of 142 amino acids. Gene Ontology annotation, biological process: tetrahydrobiopterin biosynthetic process.